AUGUCUGAUAUCACAAUUACUAUCAAAUCUUCUGGUGACCAGAAAUUCGAAGUUACUUUUGAUCCCAAAAUUACUGUUUUGGAAUUGAAGGAGUUGAUAGCAACAAAGUCAUCGACUCCAGCAGCUAGUCAAAGGCUUAUAUACUCCGGAAAAGUCUUGAAGGAUGACCAAACAGUAGAGUCAUACAAGGUACAAAACUCGCACACAGUUCACUUGGUGCGCAGCUCCACUGCAUCGUCGUCAUCAUCCUCAACUGCAUCUACAGCAGCAGCAGCCGCAGCCGCAGCAUCUGCUCCACAACAGCAGCAACAAUCUUCAACAAAUGCAGCUUCGGCAUCGGUUCCUUCAAACAUUGCUGCUGGACAAGGAGCAUUUAAUCCAUUGUCGGACCUUACUGGUGCUCGAUAUGCUGGAUACACACAAUUGCCAUCAGCGUCAAUGUUUGGUCCAGACGGUGGUAUGAACUCGAACUUGCCAAAUCCUGAGCAAAUGAAUGAAAUGAUGUCGAAUCCCUUGUUUCAAGAGCAGAUGAAUGCAAUGUUGUCCAAUCCACAAAUGCUUGACUUUAUGAUUCAGCAAAGUCCUCAAUUGAGAGCCUUGGGUCCCCAAGCCAGAGAGAUGUUGCAGAGUCCCUUUUUCAGACAAAUGUUAACGAACCCAGAGAUGAUGAGAACGGCGAUGCAAAUGGGACAACAAGGUGGAGCAGGACUCGGCGGAGGCAAUAUUUUUGGAGGAGCAAAUGCGGCACCAUCAUUCCCAGCUCCAGGCGCCAACCCUACUACUGAAGGUGCCAAUGCUUCAGGUGAUGAUAAUGGGAAUGGCAAUACGAAUUCUCUGGCCACAACUACUGGAACUGCAGGUACAAACUCUGCUAACCCAGCAGCUAACCCAUUUGCAAGCCUUUUCCCUAAUGGAGUGCCUCCAAUUGACCCAAUGUCAUUCUUUGGAGGUGGUGCAGGCGCAGGUGCAGGCGCAGGUGCAGCAGCAGCUCCUCCUCAAGAUAACAGGCCACCAGAAGAGAGGUAUGAGAGUCAGUUGCGUCAAUUGAAUGAUAUGGGAUUCUUUGAUUUUGAUAGAAAUGUCGAGGCUUUGAGGAGGACAGGUGGAAGCGUGCAGGGUGCUAUAGAGUAUUUAUUGAGUCACACGUAG
This is a messenger RNA of Lodderomyces elongisporus, 1149 nucleotides long. RefSeq names its product ubiquitin domain-containing protein DSK2. The coding region runs from base 1 to 1149 and encodes 382 amino acids. Gene Ontology annotation, biological process: ubiquitin-dependent protein catabolic process. Gene Ontology annotation, cellular component: cytosol. Gene Ontology annotation, molecular function: polyubiquitin modification-dependent protein binding. NCBI's taxonomy places the organism in Eukaryota, Fungi, Ascomycota, Pichiomycetes, Serinales, Debaryomycetaceae. The record is from RefSeq and is a predicted model, not a curated record. The transcript has a single exon.